Messenger RNA from Dentiscutata heterogama, 873 nucleotides. The record is from the annotation of a GenBank genome assembly. Lineage: Eukaryota; Fungi; Glomeromycota; Glomeromycetes; Diversisporales; Gigasporaceae.
AUGAGUAAUAAGACAUUCGUAUUCGAUGGAGAUAAAAAAGAAAGUAAAACAAUAUUGAGACUCUUGGAAUACUUCGGGAUCAACCGAUCCGUUGAUGUCAAGUUAAAUUAUUUCAAUGACAUUGACGACAUUUCUCAACGUGUUAUUGACGAAUACAAACUUGAUAUUAAACUAAAUGAUCUAAGGCUCAACGCGUCUCUUAUGCCUGACUCUCACAAUUCUUCUGGCAUUCAAGCUUACUAUUAUUUUGCAUUUAUUUUCGACGACUUGAUGAUUUUCAGAGGACUAGACUACAUUGAUCUUAUCAAAGGUCUAGAAGGUAGAGAGAAUAGCUUACCUCCUCUAGUAUCUGAAAUGCUAUCUCUUUUCAUGAAUCACUGGAAGAAAGACUUUAAAGACAAAUAUACUUUAUUACGAACUGAAGCGAUUACAUGGGCGACCGCUGUGAAUCAGCAGUUACAAGUAUCAUUCAAUCAGAAUGAAUACUUCAUCUUUAAGCUCAAAUGUCACGCAUCCUACCUAACCCUUGUUCUGAUGUUUCUGUUGAGAGAUGUUAAUUGCACUUACCUGGAAUACCGAACAUUGCAAACUACAUUCGAGAUGUUCAUGUUCUAUAUCAAUGAACUCGCCUCAUGUCUUCGUGAGAAGGAUGUUGGAGAACUCACAUCGGUAGAUAAAUUGUUCAAUACAAGUGAUUUCUCCAGAAUCUCCGAGUACUGCACCCAAGAGAUCUAUAAAACUAUGAAAGAGUUCGAGGGCAAGUGCAAUCUUAUGGUAUCAUUAGAAUUUUCGAGGUUAUGCAAGAAUACAGUUUUUGUACAUCUAGCUUCAGAAAGAUACGAAAAAUUUUUCUUUGAAAAGAGUUUGCAAUAA